This is a messenger RNA of Humulus lupulus (European hop), 1888 nucleotides long. RefSeq names its product chaperone protein dnaJ 15. The transcript is spliced from 11 exons. NCBI's taxonomy places the organism in Eukaryota, Viridiplantae, Streptophyta, Magnoliopsida, Rosales, Cannabaceae. The record is from RefSeq and is a predicted model, not a curated record. The coding region runs from base 379 to 1623 and encodes 414 amino acids.
CGACAAAGUAUUAUUACAUCUUCUUCUUCUUCAGCUAACGCGGUACUCUGUGAAAAAAGAAAAAAGGAAAUCAUUUUGAAAAACCCUAGCUCCAUAAUUUUUCUUUAGAGUUAUUAUUAUCACCACUUUUUGAAUUAGAUCUUUUCUUUUCAAGGGCUUUGACUUGUAGUUUUCAGUAUCAUUGCUUUUCUUGAUUUCUCUGUACAAGAAAGAUAUAGCGAUCCAAUAUUGCUUGGAAUUGCGCGUCCUCUGGUGAUAUAUAUUCAUAUUCUCAAGUCUUUUUGGGUGUUAGAAAUUUUCCAUGAUUGGAUCAAUUUCUCCGAUUCCGAAGAUAAUAUUAUAGUCUAGAGAGAGAGAGAGAGAGAGAGAUUCAGGUAUAUGGGGUUAGGUUCGAAAAUGGAAGGAACUUCGGCCCCUGCAAAUAGACGAGAUCCAUAUGAGGUGCUCUCAGUAUCGAGGGAUUCAACCGAUCAAGAAAUUAAAUCUGCUUACAGAAAGCUUGCUCUCAAGUAUCAUCCAGACAAGAAUGCUAGCAACCCCGAAGCUUCCGAACUUUUCAAGGAGGUUGCUUAUUCUUAUAGCAUCUUAGCUGACCCAGAGAAGAGAAGACAGUACGAUAGUGCAGGAUUCGAGGCUCUUGAUGCUGAAGGCAUGGACAUGGAAAUUGACUUAUCAAAUCUUGGAACAGUCAAUACAAUGUUUGCAGCUUUGUUCAGCAAGCUUGGUGUCCCUAUCAAGACUACAAUAUCUGCUAAUGUACUUGAAGAAGCUAUGAGUGGGACUGUUACUGUCAGACCCCUUCCAAUUGGAACAUCAGUCAGUGGAAAGGUUGAAAAGCAGUGUGCUCAUUUUUUUGGUGUAACAAUCAAUGACCAACAAGCUGAGGCUGGGAUUGUAGUAAGGGUUACUUCAACUGCACAAAGCAAAUUUAAGUUAUUGUAUUUUGAGCAAGACGAAAAUGCUGGUGGUUAUGGUUUGGCCCUACAGGAAGAUAGUGAGAAGACAGGGAAAGUGACGUCUGCAGGGAUGUACUUUUUACAUUUUCAAGUGUACAGAAUGGAUUCAACUGUGAAUGCGUUGGCUAUGGCUAAGGAUCCUGAAGCAGCUUUCUUUAAGAGAUUGGAAGGUCUUCAACCUUGUGAGGUCUCAGAACUAAAAGCUGGCACUCAUAUAUUUGCUGUCUAUGGAGAUAAUUUUUUUAAGACUGCUACCUAUACGAUUGAGGCAGUUUGUGUGAAGUCAUACGAGGAAACAACAGAAAAGCUUAAGGAUAUCGAGGCUCAGAUUUUAAGAAAGAGAAAUGAACUUCGCCAAUUUGAGACAGAGUAUAGAAAGGCAUUGGCUCGUUUUCAAGAAGUGACCAACAGAUACAGCCAGGAGAAGCAGUCAGUAGAUGAAAUGCUGAAACAGCGAGACAAUAUCCACUCCUCAUUCACUGUCACCCGGCCAGUGAAUAACGGUGGCGCUGGCAGUGGAUUAAGUAAUGGGAGUGGCAAAUUUCCCGGUGAAGAUUCGAAGGCAGAGUCUCCGGGGGAAGAUGGAAGUUCAGAUGCGAAAGAUAAAUCAGCCAGAAAGAAAUGGUAUGGUUUCAUCAACAAAGGAUCAGACAAGAAGCUUGGUUGAUAAUCUUCCUUUUUGAUUGAAAACCACGCCUAUACUUAGUGUUUAGUGUCGCCUUCGUUCGCAGCUCAAGCGAGGUCUCCCCUUAUUAUAUUCAAACGUUCAUUUCUGGUUCCCAAAAUGUUGUUCAGUAUGCUAAUUUUCCUAUUUAAGUUGUAUGCCAAAUUAGUUAGGUGUUUGUACUAAUGUUUUCAUAUUCAUGUUUUUGCAUUGAAUCGACAUCGUCCAUUUACAUGUAGUUAUAUUAUGCAUUUGAUUUUGAUUUUGA